Molecule: messenger RNA, 2075 nt
Organism: Pocillopora verrucosa
Lineage: Eukaryota; Metazoa; Cnidaria; Anthozoa; Scleractinia; Pocilloporidae
Biological process (GO): adenylate cyclase-activating G protein-coupled receptor signaling pathway; cell surface receptor signaling pathway
Cellular component (GO): plasma membrane
Molecular function (GO): protein binding; G protein-coupled receptor activity
Source: RefSeq, a predicted model, not a curated record
UACCAGCUGGCACGAACGUUGAUAAUCCUGAUCAGAAAAUCGGUAACAUUAACAACAACACCAAACAAGAAAAUGCCGCGAGUUCAGAUACAUCAAACAUAACGAACAGGCGUGGGAAUAGUGACGUAACGGGCCAAGCAAGGGAGGAAACGGGGAUAGAAAAUUGCUCUGCAGUGACAUUUCAUGAGGAAAAGAUGAUUUUUACCUAUACUCCACCUACUUCAAAAGAAAUCAUAAAGCACUACGAAAUUCAAAGUCGCAUGGAGUUAGUGCUCAUGUGCAUUUCUAUGGUAGCGGUGGUUCUUGCACUCGUACUUCUUACAUAUCUGAGGAUAAGGACCACUGAGAAAAUUUUCAUCCACAAAAAUCUCCUCCUUUCACUUGGGCUUGGAAAUCUUGUUUUUGUUCUGGACAAAACUCUAUUUGUUACACGAAACGAACACUCGGCUCUAUGUUCGACAGUGGCGGUCGUUCAGUUUUUUUUACACAUUGCGCUGUUCACGUGGAUGCUUGUUGAAGGGAUGAAUCUUUACAGCAAGCUUAUCGUGGUUUUCAAUACUCCCAGACGAUAUGUCACCUACUUGGCAAUAGGAUGGGGAAUCCCAGCAGUCCUUGUGGGAUUGAUAGCGGCUGUCAGACCCAGUACCUUUGACAUGGGUAGUGCUCUGUAUGUGGACAUACAGUGUGGCUCACUAAGCCUUCAAGCUGAGAUCGAACGAACAAGGUGUUGGCUAAACGGAAGUCUCUGGAUAUACAAAGGACCAGUCUUGGCCAUACUUGUGAUAAACUUGAUAAUGUUUGUGAUUCUUGUGCGUGUGAUUUUUGGGAAAAUUUCCGCAAGAUUUGGCAAGGACCGUCUCAAUGUCGCAAAGCGAAGUGCGAAAAGCAUUUUUGUUCUUCUUCCGUUACUCGGUGUGACGUGGAUACUGGGAUUUUUUGUGGAGUUCCACUAUGUUCUUGGAUACGUGUUUCUAUGUCUCAACUCCACACAGGGUAUCAUGUUUUUCAUCUUUCACUGUGUGUGCGAUGACCAGGUCCAACAGGCCAUAAAAAAGUUAUAUACCAAGCCUGAAGGUUCAGCAACGUCAGAGAAACCGCAACAAGUCACCAAGGAGACUGGGAGCAAUACUCGUUCGGCAUUAGGAUUGCUUUAGAUGCAAGGAGACAUAAGGACAAUCACAUCACAGGGAGCCUGAGUUUGAAGCUGAAUUAAAGCCCUGUCAGUAAUAUAGCUUAAACAUGUAAAGCAUAAUGUAGUGGGUUAACAUCAAAAUAGCAAACGCUUAGCUGGCGCCGAGAUUAUAUAGGAGAAAACCAAAGCUGUAUAUUUAAGAAUGUAGCAAAUAGAAAUCCCAUUUUGUUCUUUUACGUAAAGUAAGAUCGACAUAUACUUCAUAUAAAUACAAUUUGAUUUCAGUCUCUCCUAGAAUUAAUUCAUAUGUAGCAUCUUUUUAUAUAUCUCUGUGGAACGUAGUUUACAUUCCAUCAUUCUGAUUUUCUCAAAGCCUCAAACAUACAGGAAGGGUGAUAUAAGCGGUUUAAUAAAUGAGGACAAGACUAACAAGAUUGUUUUAAUGCAAAAUUCUCCAAAUAAGAAUCUAUAUAUUUAUCGUAGUAAUUGAACUUUUGUUAGAUUGAGAAGGAAACAGCAUGAUAAAAAAGUUCCUGCAACUUUAAAUAAAAAAUUUCUAAUAUUAAAAUAACAAUUUGACAUGCGGAUGAAACUGGAGUAAAGAAAGAAGUGAUCCUAUCAGGUGGGUUGCAAUUUCAGCGAUUGCAAAAAAAGAAGCCCGAAAAAUGGAGGCUUUGACGGACAUUUGCCUAGCUCCCGACAUGUGGCAUCGUAGCUCUCGCGGUUAUAGAGGAAUGUUAUGCAAGUUAAUAAAGUUACAUGUAUAAAUAAACCUUAGUUUCUAUAAAGUAUCUGUUUGACGGACACUACGUAAUUUUUGAUGAUUCACGAUAUGUUGGACUGGUUUCACCCCGACAAGCUUCGCUACUAAACAUUAACUGCCCAGAUGUCGUCUAGAACGCUAAACUUCCUGAUCUUUUUCAAAGUUAACAAAUAAAAUGUG